Messenger RNA from Sparassis crispa, 741 nucleotides. RefSeq lists its product as hypothetical. The record is from RefSeq and is a predicted model, not a curated record. Bases 1 to 741 code for a protein of 246 amino acids. NCBI's taxonomy places the organism in Eukaryota, Fungi, Basidiomycota, Agaricomycetes, Polyporales, Sparassidaceae. The transcript has a single exon.
AUGGAUCCUGGAGCAGAGCUUUCAAAGGCCCUUGCACCUCAGACACAGGAAGAGGCAGAAUAUAUGCACAAAGUGCCUUAUCUCAGUGCUGUAGGGGCACUGAUGUAUUUGGCCAUCACCACUCGUCCAGACAUUAUGUUUGCCAUUGGAUGUCUUGCACAUUUUAAUGCCAAUCCUGGUCCUGCACAUUGGAUUGCUGUGAAGCAUGUCUUCCGCUAUCUGAAGGGCACAAUGGACUUAAGGCUGCACUAUGGUCCCAGUGAUGUAAAGGAGUUCUUCCUAACCUACACGGACUCAGACUUUGGUGGUGAGAGGAAUAACUGUCGCUCCACUGGUGGUUACCUUGUAAAAGUGGGCACAGGUGCUAUUAGCUGGAGUAGCAAGCUUCAGUCCCUUAUUGCCCAAUCCACCACAGAAGCUGAGUACAUUGCUGCAGUUGAAGCAGGAAAGGAAAUCCUCUGGAUGCGUAAUCUUCUCACAGAACUGGGGUAUACAAUGUCCAAAGCCUCUACACUUUACAUGGACAAUCAGUCUGCAAUCAGUGUCUCUAAAAAUUCAGAACAUCAUGGCAGAAUGAAGCACUUGGAUCUGCGCUUCUUCUGGCUUCAAGACACCGUAGAGGCAGGUCAAAUUGCACCAGUAUAUAUUUCUACUGCAGAGAUGAUAGCGGACAUUUUGACAAAGCCCUUUCUGGCGGCAAAGAUUAUCUACUGCCGCGAGAUGAUGGGCUUGAGGAUCUAA